Messenger RNA from Pseudovirgaria hyperparasitica, 1069 nucleotides. RefSeq names its product thymidylate kinase. Gene Ontology annotation, molecular function: dTMP kinase activity; ATP binding. Bases 141 to 785 code for a protein of 214 amino acids. The record is from RefSeq and is a predicted model, not a curated record. NCBI's taxonomy places the organism in Eukaryota, Fungi, Ascomycota, Dothideomycetes, Acrospermales, Acrospermaceae. Gene Ontology annotation, cellular component: nucleus; cytosol; cytoplasm. Gene Ontology annotation, biological process: dUDP biosynthetic process; dTDP biosynthetic process; dTTP biosynthetic process. The transcript is spliced from 3 exons.
GAUGCAUGCCCGCGUUCCACGAGCAUCCGACGUCCAUAAACGCCAAGCCCGCAGCCGCAUUUGGAUGCCGGGAUCAUCGACCACGCACGAUGCGCGCAUAAACUACUCCACUCUCUCCCAUCAACCACCUCAACUUCAAGAUGCGUGGCAAGCUAAUCGUUUUCGAAGGUCUCGACAAAGCUGGAAAAUCAACGCAAUGCUCCAAACUCGUCGAGGCUAUGCGUGCACAGGGGAAGGAUGUGAAACAGAUGCGGUUUCCAGACAGGACGACACCGAUUGGUCAGAUGAUAAAUAAUUAUUUGACCGGAGACAGCGAACAGGAAGAUCAUGUGAUUCAUCUAUUGUUCAGUGCGAAUCGAUGGGAGGCAGCCGCAUCUAUACAAAAAGACAUAGCCGCUGGAAAGACUGUCAUCGUCGACCGCUACUACUACUCUGGCAUCGUCUACUCCGCUGCAAAACGCAACCCAGCCUUAUCGCUCCUCUGGGCACGCCAUCCCGAAGUCGGACUACCGCGCCCUGACAUCUGUAUCUUCCUGGACAUUUCGCCCGAGGAUGCUGCGAAGCGAGGCGAUUUUGGCAGCGAGAGGUAUGAGAGUACUGAGAUGCAGGACCGGGUUAGGGAGUUGUUUGGAGUGUUGAGGGAGGGCCAGGAGAAGGCCGACUUUGUACGGAUUGACGCGGGAGGGGAGUUGGAGGAAGUGCAUAGGCUGGUGAGGGAGGCGGUUGACAGGGUUUGUGAGGGUAUAGACUUGACGGGGUUGCCUCUGCGGUUUGUACAGCCGUGAUGACCUCACGGAGGGUGUGAUAGGUGGCCCAGGUUGUGUCGUUUGAGUGCUGCUGGCUUCAAAGGGCUUGGAUCGCCCUCGCUGUCAUCGUCCGAUGAAAUGAGGACGUAACUGUCUCCUAGCAUAGAGCCUGCGACGAAUGGUUCGGGCGCCUCGACAGCUUCUUCGUUUCCGGAAUCAAGCUCUCCGUCCAAACCCUCGUCUAACACGUCGUCGGCCUCCAUCUCCUCGACGACACGCUUGCGCUUUUUCUUGAGGAGUUGAAUGAUUUCCUUCUCGCCUCU